AUGUUUGCAAGUGAUGUUGAUGAAUGCCUGCAGCGAGCAUUUAUGGUUUUCGGCCUGAACCAAGUGCCUUUUUUGGCAGGGCUUGCUGCGACGCAGAAGCUACUUUUGGCAUCGGCCAUGGAGGUGGAGAAUUACAAGCCCGGAGAGCUUUUGACUGGAGAUGUGCAGUUUGCUUUGGUUUUUGAUGGCACCUUGCUGGUGCAUCGCAAUGAUGCCCUUGAAGAGGAGUUGGGCCACGGGGAGCGGUACAUCAACUCAACCUUGUUCUCACCACAGGACGAGGCAGAGCGGAUGUAUGAGGAGAGUGAGGAUGAAGCUCCUGAGGCAGCCAUCCAGCUUGUUGCCGGAGAGUUGGGCCUCACAGUGGGCACCCUUGCAGGUAAGCGUGCAGCACAGGCUUUCAAGGAGCUUGGCGUAUCACCAGUAUUGAGUGCCGAGGAGACCACAGACAUUGCCCUUGAGGUUCUGCAGGCGCACCGAGUGUCGGUGCUGCGGCAUUUGUCCUGCAAGCAGAUUGAGCGUUUGGUGAAGCAGUUAGUGCCUCGGGUCUACGUCCAUGACACCUUCAUUUUUGAGCAGGGGGAGAUUGGCACCGCUUUCUACAUUGUGGCCAGCGGGCAGGUUCAAGUGAUCAUUGAUGGCAAACCAGUUCGUACGCUGGCUAGGCAUGGACACUUUGGAGAACGUGCGCUGCUGUUCGAGGAGCCUCGUACAGCGACAGUUCGAGUUUUGAGCAGCGAGGCAGAGCUUUGGUGUUUGGAGAAGGCUGCCUUUGUGGAGGUUCUUACUGAGAACCUGCGUGAGGAAAUCAUGCGGCGGAUUGAAAUUCAGGACUCCAACGUUGAGCUUCAAGAUCUCACUCAUGUGAGAGUCAUUGGCAUCGGUGGUUUUGGUCAUGUGAGGCUUGUUGAAGACCGUGUCACUGGCUUGAGGUACGCACUCAAGCAGGUCAAGAAGGUCGAUGGCCAGGUGCCUCCGCAUGUUCGUGGUGAGUGUGAGCUUUUGGCUGAAAUGGACCACCCUUUCAUCCUGGACGUCAUGAACACGUACGAGACUUCUUCCAGCUUCUAUAUCCUGAUGGAGUAUAUCAUGGGUGGAACUUUGCGACACGUCAUCAAGGAAAUGCAGAAACCCUUUGAGCGCUCAGAAGCCAGAUUCUAUGUAGGGUCCCUGAUUCUGGUCUUGGAGGUCUUGCAUGACAGGAAUAUUGUGUACCGGGACCUGAAGCCGGAGAAUGUCAUGGUAGAUUCCAGAGGCUAUGUCAAGCUUAUUGACUUUGGAAUUGCCAAACGUUUGGAUGAGGAUGGCCGUACUUUCACAUGCAUUGGCAGCCCACACUACAUGGCCCCCGAGGCAAUUCUGAGCCGUCGAGAAGGAUAUGGCACGGAAGCAAGGAUCAUAGCAUCACUCCAUUCCCACAAUUUGCCUGUCAACUUCCCUGCUAAUUUCGAGGUUGACACCUGGGCAUUGGGUAUUUUGCUCUAUGAAUUAGUCUGUGGAUGUCAACCAUUCGGAGACGCUGUGAAGGAGAAGCAGGAAGUGUUUGAGGCUGUGCUGAAGCAGGCGCUGAUGUUUCCUGCAAGCUACAACGAUGAAUGUGGGAAAGACCUCCUGCAGGCCAUGCUUGACAAAAGCCCAGAAAACCGACUUGGAGCUGGUGUGUUUGGAUGGGAUGACAUCAAGGAGCAUGAGUACUUUGUCCACACCGACAAGGGAAACCUAUUUGAUGAUAUUGUUGAGCGUCUAUUGCUGCCACCUUAUCUACCUGCUGGCGAAUUUUCUUGCGAUGAAGUGCCCCAGGAAGUUAGCAUGAACAAGUGGAAAGCUGAAAAGACCAUUGCUCGCACACGCACGCGGCAGUUGAGGCUGUUGAAGAUAGUCAGCUUGCCAAUGGCAUCGCUUCGCUGGUUGAGUGCCCUCAGUGUAGCUGUUCAGGUGGCAGGUCAGCCACAAUCUUCGACCUGCUCAAACCCAACAUGUUCCAGCCCUCCCUGUGCAGCGCCACUCUUGGGUGAUGUGGGUUGCACUACCGUGUCGGGGACCGAGACGUACAACCAUGAGCUUUUGACAGUUGGUUCCACAAUUGCCAGCAAUGCCCAUAUCUAUGGUCCCUUUGAAGCUGGGUUCACAUCAAUGCAGAAGAGCAUCAUUGAGAAUUGGGGUUGCACAGAUGCUUCGGUGGCCUACGACUCCGAGGGUGGCACCGAUAUUGGAACUGCUGAAAGCAAAGUGUCAAAGGCUUGCAACAUUGAGCUACCUCGCAUUGAAGGCAACAACUACUACGGGGUGGUUGGCCCUUGUGGAGGUCACACAAACGACUACCACUUCCAUCGCGGCUUCACUUGCUUGUAUUCUGAAAGUGGUGCGCACUCCACCAAAGUGGGUGAAGUGGCCUCUCACAACAUGUAUGGAAAAUGGGAAGACUAUGAUAAUCAGAGGCUUCCUCUCUUGGAUGCUUGUGGAGGUCACAUUGGUCCCACUCCUGAAUCCAGUACUGCCGUGUACCAUUAUCAUGUGCAAGACCAGGCUCCUUUCACCGUUGGGUGUCAUGGACCCAGUUCCAGUGGGGGCCUUGUCAGCGUAGCGACAUGCCGUGCUUUGUACUCCGAUUGCGACAAUGACGGUGGCAGCGGCACCACGAUUGAGCUGAAAACAGGGACUGUGGCCUACGAUCGCUUUUGCCCUUGUUUUGAUGCCGCAGGGUCCAACAUGGGCACCAACAUUCAAGAGCUCCCGGCCUUGAGUUCCACUGAGAUCUACUACACUGUCAACAGCACCACCGACUCUUCCUCGGAUUCUACUUCAACGAUGCCAUCAGAUGCUGCGACGAAUCUGGAUCAAAAGAUCGAGGAAAUCGGGGUGAAGAUUCAGAAGGCAGAAGAGGAGGCCACUUCAGACUUGAAGAUCUUGAAUGCAAACUUGCUAGUUGGACCUGUGCGUUCUCUUGAGGCUGAGAUUACGGCACAAACCGUGCUGGCCAUGAAGAAGGCAACUGAGCAGCUCAAGGACCAACAGAAAAGGAUGGGAGUUGAAGAUGUCGACAAGCUCACUGAUGACAUGGCAGACAUCCAGGCUGAAAUGAAGGACAUCCAAGCUGCCCUGGCUGCUCCAUCAGCACUGGGUGCGACCGGUGAAGAUGAAGCAGAGGCAGAGCUGCAGGCGGAGCCGGAGCUGGAGCCAUUUGAGCCAUGUUCUUUUUUUGAGAACGCGUCAAGUUUCGCUCUUGAGACUCUUGCAAUUGGCUCAACGUGUCUUUUUUUCUGUUGA
This is a messenger RNA of Durusdinium trenchii, 3267 nucleotides long. NCBI's taxonomy places the organism in Eukaryota, Dinophyceae, Suessiales, Symbiodiniaceae. The record is from the annotation of a GenBank genome assembly.